AUGGCAAUUGUGACUGGAAGUGACGUCACGGCCGUCAAGGUCAAGGUCAAGUCGCGUAAGCGCGCUGCCGACUCGGAGCCGGAAGUGAAACAGGGCCUCGCAUUCCCCAAGCAGCCGCGCAUCGAGGCCAAGACCGACAAGACGAGAUGGAGGAUCAAGGACGACGACAGCAACCACACCUGGCACUACCUGGCCGACGACGAAGCCGCAAAGGAAUGGCCUCAGAGCUAUGCUGAGAAGUGGUACUUGAAUCUGCCUCUGCUUGGUUCCCCUGUCGAUGCUGAUGCUGACCUCCUGCAGGAUCUCCCCGAGUUGCCAAAGCCCGAUAGCCCAUUGGCCGCCGCGACGAAUGGCCUCGAGUUCUUCGAAAAGCUUCAGCUUCCCAGCGGUCACUGGGGUUGCGAGUAUGGCGGUCCUAUGUUCCUCCUCCCCGGCAUCGUCAUCGCUUGGUACGUGACCAAGACGCCGAUUCCCUCUGGCCAUGCGACCGAGAUCAAGGACUACCUGACGGCACGAGCACACCCCGAAGAUGGCGGUUGGGGUUUACAUAUUGAGGGCGAAAGUACCGUGUUUGGCACAGCGCUGAACUAUACGGUUCUUCGACUCAUUGGCGUCGACCCUGAGGAUCCCAUGAUGGUCAAGGCAAGGGGCACACUUCACAAGCUGGGAGGCGCACUUUAUGCGCCGCACUGGGCCAAGUUCUGGCUGGCUGUGUUGGGCGUGGUGGACUGGGACAUUGUUAACCCUGUGCCUCCUGAGCUCUGGCUUCUCCCCGACUGGGUUCCAUUUGCUCCUUGGCGGUGGUGGAUUCAUAUCCGCAUGGUGUUCCUGCCCAUGGGAUACCUCUACUCCAGGAGGUGGAGCUGUGAAGAGACCGAUGUGAUUCGAGGGUUGAAGCAGGAGUUAUUCCCCGAGAAUUAUGCCAGCAUCAACUGGGCCAAGCACAGAAACAGUAUCACGGUUGUCGACAACUAUCACCCAAAGUCAUGGCUACUCAACACGGCCAAUUGGUUCUUGGCCAACAUCUGGCAACCAUAUCUCCGACCCAACUACAUCAAAGACAAGGCGGAGGCUUGGGUCAGCAAGCAGGUAGACAUGGAGGAUGCUAAUACGGAUUAUGCCGACCUGGCUCCCGUCAACGGAGCCAUGAACACCGUCAUGUGUUAUGUCCGCGAUGGUCCCGGUGCUUAUAGUGUAAAGAGGCAUGUCGAGCGCCUUGAGGAGUUCCUGUGGGUCAAGGACGAAGGAAUGCUCGCCAACGGCACCAACGGUGUGCAGUGUUGGGAUACGGCCUUUACGAUCCAGGCCAUCUUUGAAGCUGGUCUUCAUAAUGAUGAGAGGUGGAGGCCCAUGUUGCUGAAAUCGCUUCAUUAUCUAGAGCGCCACCAGAUUCGAGAGAACUGUGUGGACCAAGACAUAUGCUACCGACAGCCUCGCAAGGGUGGCUGGCCAUUUAGCAACAGAGACCAAGGCUACGGUGUUAGCGAUUGUAUCUCGGAAGCUCUCAAGGCCAUCAUUCUGCUCCAAAAGACGGAUGGCUUCCCCCAGGUCCUUGAAGACCAGCGCAUCUUUGACGCUGUGGACACCCUGCUGCUGUAUCAGAACCAAGACACGGGCGCCAUGUCGUCAUACGAGAGGCGCAGAGGAGGGGAGUGGAUGGAGAUGCUCAACGCCGCCGAGGUGUUUGGUAGAAUCAUGAUCGAGUACGACUACCCCGAGUGCACGACAGCCUGCGUGACAGCCCUGUCGCUGUUCCAGGAGCACUGGCCUGAUUACCGAACCGACGAGAUCAACAAGGUUAUCCGAGAGGCAACCGAAUGGAUCAAGACCAACCAGCGACCCGACGGCAGCUGGUACGGAAGUUGGGGCAUCUGCUUUACUUACGCCUCCAUGUUUGCGCUUGAAAGCAUGGCACAUGUUGGACAAACAUAUGCCACAGGGAUUAACGCAAAGCGUGGAUGUGAUUUUCUCCUCUCCAAGCAGAGACCCGACGGCGGGUGGUCAGAAAGCUACAAGGCCUGUGAAACCAUGGAGUACCACGAGCACCCCUCAGGUUCCCUUGUCGUACAAACCGCAUGGGCCCUGAUCGGCCUCUUCGAGGCAGAAUACCCCGACGUGGAGCCCCUGAAGAAGGGAAUCCAGUUCAUCAUGGACCGGCAGCAGCCCAACGGGGAGUGGCUGCAGGAGGCGAUCGAGGGUGUGUUUAACAAGUCUUGCAUGAUCUCUUACCCCAACUACAAGUUUAGCUUUACCAUCAAGGCACUCGGCAUGUUUGCAAAGAGGUUCCCAGAGGAAAAGAUUGUGCCGAGUUGGGCGCAUAAGGUUAAUGGGGUGAAAGCUUAGAGUAUACAGAUAGAGGAGAAGAUGCUGGCAUCUGCAGAGCUGGGGCCGUGGCCUCUUAAUGAUGGCAAGACUUACCAAGAGCUGUCAGGGUUUAUAGAAGGAGAUAUUACCAAUAUUCAUUAAUUCCAGUCUUUC
Molecule: messenger RNA, 2478 nt
Organism: Fusarium vanettenii 77-13-4
Lineage: Eukaryota; Fungi; Ascomycota; Sordariomycetes; Hypocreales; Nectriaceae
Exons: 3
Coding region: 1-2343 (780 amino acids)
Biological process (GO): ergosterol biosynthetic process; triterpenoid biosynthetic process
Cellular component (GO): lipid droplet
Molecular function (GO): lanosterol synthase activity
Source: RefSeq, a predicted model, not a curated record